ACCCAUUCUCUCUCUGUCUCUUUCUCUCACUAGGAGGGGGGGAAAGAGGGUAAAAAUACACCCGCAAAAGACCCUCUCUUUCUCUCUCUAUACAGAAGCUAAAAAACACAAAGCCACCCAAAUAAGAAAGAAGGAAGAAACAUGGAAACUCCACGCAACCCAUUCUCAAAAACAAAGAAGAGUCCACACCACCCAACUCUCUUUCUCUUUCUCUUUCUUCAAUGGCCCAGCUGGACCAAAAUUCAUGUUUAGAAGAAGAAAAACAAAAAAGAAAAGAGAGAAGAAAGAAGGAUAUCAUAAGAUGUCUUCGAAUGGGAUGUCUUCAAAUGUUGUCCUCCAACCAAACCCACCUCACCUCACAGACCCAUAAUUCAGUAUGCCAGAAAUACCCUUCUGCAACCCCCCAAAAAAUCCCAUCUUCAUCACUGUCUCAUGUCUCAAAAGAACACAUAUUUUUCACCGAAUUAUGUGGGCUUCUUUGGGUUUUCUUUGUCUUGGUCAGAGUUUCACAGGGAAAACAGGAAAGCAAGAACCUUCCCAUUCCUCUCUCUAUCUCUCAUCUCUCUUCACUACCCUCACCCUUCUCGAUCUCAUCUUUCCUUUUAUUAUUUCUUGCCCAUCCCUUUCUCUUUCUCCUUUCUCAUUAAAACUCUCUCUAACCUGUUUCCUUCCUUUUAUUUCUUCUACCUUUCUCAUCUUUCUCCUUUCAUUUUUCUCCUCCUAUCCAUCAAACAUACAAAGCCUCUUCUUUGCUUUUAGUUUCUGGGUGCUAGUUUUUAUCUUUUCUCAUCAUGAAGAAGAUGAAAGCUGCUGUUGCUGCGAUGGACUUUUCUCCUCCUUCAUAUGCUGCCAUGUAUGAAGAUCCAAGGAUCAUGCUCAAGCAUCAGAGUCUUAUGCAGGACUAUGAUGAGUUAUACAAGGAAACAGAAGCCAAGAAAAGGAAAUUGCAGAUGAUGAGACAGAAAAAAUUGACCCUAAUGGCUGAAGUCAGGUUUUUGAGACGACGAUACAAGUACUUGACACAAAACAAGUCUCAGAAACCCCCAAUGGAGCAAAAUUUUGUGCAACCACAGAACUUAGUAACUGCUAGUAAAAAACUAAAGGAGAAGAACUCUUGUGGAAAUAAUUCUUCUCUCAGACCACCAGUUCCACGUUUUGAUUUAAACCAGAAAGGAAAGGUUUACAUUGAAAGGGAAGCCACUUUGCGAAACCCUGCUCCAAUUUUUGACUUAAACAAGAAGCAAAAGACUCACAUUGGAAGGGAGGUUGCAUUGCUAAACUCAACAAUUCCUGACCUGAACAAGAAGGAAAGGACUUACAGUGUCAAGGAAGCCACUGUUCAAAAUAAUACUCCAAUUUUUGACUUGAACGAAAUUUCGACUGAAGAGGAAGAACAUGUUAACGGUGACAUGUUGAGAACAGAGGAGCCAAAAAUUAGUUUGAUGAGAGGUGCUAGUGAUGAGAUGCAUAAUGAAAGGAAGUUAUCAGCUUGUAGGAAUGUUGGAAAUGGAUCCAGCAGGGCAGGGAAGAGGAAGAUUACUUGGCAAGAUCAGGUGGCUUUGAGGGUUUGAGUCCAUUCUUAUUAUUCCAGUUGUAGGUACUGUAUUGUGGCAAGUCUGGAAAAGUAUCCCUUGCCUCAACUUGUUAUGGUUAAUUCUCGUUUUCCUGUUUCUAUUUGUAAAGGAAAAAAAAAAAAGAUAGUUCCAUAUAUUGUUAACAUAGAUGAAAUGAAGAAAUUGAUGCCCUUUGUUCAGAAA
Molecule: messenger RNA, 1757 nt
Organism: Populus trichocarpa (black cottonwood)
Lineage: Eukaryota; Viridiplantae; Streptophyta; Magnoliopsida; Malpighiales; Salicaceae
Exons: 4
Coding region: 792-1571 (259 amino acids)
Source: RefSeq, a predicted model, not a curated record